This is a messenger RNA of Racocetra persica, 1905 nucleotides long. The record is from the annotation of a GenBank genome assembly. Lineage: Eukaryota; Fungi; Glomeromycota; Glomeromycetes; Diversisporales; Gigasporaceae.
AUGUGUGACAACAAUAAACACAACAAUAAACUUCUUAUUGAAAUUCUUGAAGGUUUGGCUGGUUCAGGGUGCAAUGAUAAAGAGUCACAAGAUGUUCUUUUAACACGUUGCCUUAACGCAUCGUCCCAAGAGCUUAAAGAAUUUUUCGACGAACUUUCAGAGCUCUUAUGUCAAUAUCCUGAUAUAUACAUACCAACUUUAGAGGCUUACCUUUCCUAUCUUUAUAAAAAGUAUUCGUGUAAUAGCGAUAGUAGGCUUUCAAAUUUUACCUCAAUGCUGAUCACCAUUACCAUGGUAGGAAAUCUACGUUAUUCAGAUAUUCUACAGUUCAGAGAACUCUUUCGUCUCUGCGUCGAGCUCCUUUGGAAGAUUUCAGAUAAUAAGACGGCAAUCUGGAUAACUGAACGCGUCUUCAAUGAGAUUUUGGAUGCGCAUGGGGUUUUUGGCAUUUGGAUUUCAGACAAAUCUGGCCUUCACUUCAUAAAGCGAAUUUUGUUUAAAUUCAAUAUGAUGGAAAUGAUCGAUCGUAAUAAGGCAUUAGGAGCUGUAGAUUUAGUUGCAUCUCUCAUUGAGAAUUGUUCAGAUCACAAUAAUGGCGUAUCACAACUAUUAGAAAAGCUUUCUGAAUAUAAAGCCUGCACAGAAUUGCUGAAAACUCUAACAAGUUAUCAGAAUGCAGAACGUUCUGUUUUAGAUGCUAAAAAGAAUUCUUUUUUGCCAACACUACAAGACAUGAUAAAGCUUGACAAAAAUGAACCUGAAGUUCAAAAUUUGAAUAGGGAAUGUAACACCUCCAGAUUUGUGAUAACAGUUAAAAACUUACCUCUCACAAUUCAGGAUGAACAAAAUCUUGCCAUCUUGGGGAUGGAAGUUCCUAGAAAAUUAUCAAAGUUACAAAUCUUUUUACGAGCCCUUGAAGAACAAAAAAUAAAUUUGCUCAAGGUUUUAAUCGAAUUUUUGCCAUGCGGAAGUUGUCACAGACAAACCCUUGUUGCUUUCUCACCAGAUAAAUAUUCAUCUCUUGCGAAUGAAAAUGUGUCUGCAGAUAUAGAUUAUGAUACAUUCCUAUCAGAACGUAAACUUCCAUUUGAAUUCAGCGAUGGUGACAGAUUAGGUCCAUGGGACGUUUUGCUUAGUGAAGAUGCAGUUAGAGAUAUGCGAAGUUUAGAGUCUCCUCAAAUAAUUAAGGCAGUCAUGAAAAAAUUUGGACAUAUAUCAUCCGGAAAAUGGGAUCAAUAUAAGCUCAGAAAUAAAAUUGUCGAUUGUAGUUCUGUAGACGUCUAUGAAAUGGAACUUCCUGAUCAAAAAGAACUGAGAAUUCUUUGGCAAGUUGACUGCCGCUUUUCUACGCGCAGUUGUUCGCUUGCGCAGGUAGUGAAAAUAUGGACAGUCACUGCAAAUCAAGAACAGAUUCGCGAGAUGUUAGAAAAUCUUGCAAUCGUUCAUCAAGUAUAUACUAUUAAGCAAAUACAACUAUGCAAGACAGGCAUAAAUAAAGACGGCGUUAUUUUACCAAAAAUAUUUAGAGGCUUGAGGUCAAAUUCCACUAACGAAAGAUUAUAUGACCAUCAGGAUGAUGAUGAGAGGCUAAUAAAAGUACACCAAUUACUUGUUACGAACAAGUUUAUUCCCUUGUCGAAGAAUUUAUUCAAAUCAAUUGUUCUUGGAGGUUCGGGUUUCAUUUUCCAAGUAUCUGAAGAUGAAUACAAAAUCAUCAAACAUCCUACGUCUGCUAUUAUCUUUGGAAGAUCUGGAACUGGAAAGACAACAUGUAUCGUGUUUCGACAGAUUGCUUCAUACCUUAUGAAAUCCAAUCAAUCCAGUAACAAACUUUACAAGACUCCAUCCUUACAUACAAAUGUCAUAGAUGCGAACAUUUUUAACAAAAGACAGAUAUUCAUUACC